AUGCCGUUACGCUAUCUUAUUGACGAUGCCCACGCCGUCAAGCAGGCGAAGCUGGCAUUGGAAGCCGCCGGUUUGUUUAACAAAUUGGAGAAGAUCCAUAAGAACGACCACGGCCAGUUUGUGGUGCUGCUGACUCUGGACACCCCAAUCCUCGAUUUCCCUUAUGAAGAGUAUACAACCAAAAACAGCGAUAUCACGCCCAAAAUGCCUAAGAAAUACGCCGUGUAUCCUCCAAUGGUGCUUUUAUCCCACCCCCUCGAGUCUGACGACUUGUCCUGGCUUCCUUCCGGGUGUACUCACGUCGCCAUCAACCAGCCCAUCGACGACGAAAACAACGCCAUCCGCCGUCCCACCAACUUGAAACCGCUUGUGGGUGAUUUUGGCCCCGAACCAACCCCGCAAACCAUUGAAAACCCCACAUCCGACGACUUUAACCGAGCGUUUUGGUGCUCGGCCACCCAGAACCAAAUCUGGCAAACGUGGGCUCCCCGCCACACGAUGUUCUCCCGGGGUAAUAUCACGGAAAAGGCGAGAAUUUUACACCAGUUUGGUGACCUUUCCGGUACGGUGGUGGUCGAUUUAUAUUGUGGUAUUGGCUACUUUUCGCUUUCCUAUUUGAGGCUCGGCGCUACCAUCAUCGGCUGGGACAUCAACCCGUGGCUGAUUGAAGGUUUCCGCCGAGCUUUGGAGAAUGCCAACUACACCUAUAAAGUGAUUUACCCUGGUGACCCCUUCGACGCCUCAGAAAUUGACCCCCAUGGCACAAUUCGCGCCUUUCUCUUCCUUGAGUCUAACGAACACUGUCUCCAAAGAUUAGGCACUGGCAACGCCAAAUUGCCUAUAAGCCAUGUCAAUCUAGGUUUGUUGCCCCUGUCAAAACCGCUGUGGCCGAUUGCCCAUCAACUUGCCCUCAAUUCCACCUCAAACACCACCAAUAUCCAUGUCCACGAAAAUGUCCAUAAAGACGAUAUCGAAAGCCUAGGCCAAUCAGCGGCUAAAUCCCUCGCCGGCGCCUUAACCCAAACAACAAAAGUAAAGACGUUUGCCCCCGACGUGUGGCAUGUGGUCUACGAUAUCAGCCGUUAA
Molecule: messenger RNA, 1086 nt
Organism: Diutina rugosa
Lineage: Eukaryota; Fungi; Ascomycota; Pichiomycetes; Serinales; Debaryomycetaceae
Gene: TRM12
Product: Trm12p
Exons: 1
Coding region: 1-1086 (361 amino acids)
Biological process (GO): tRNA methylation; wybutosine biosynthetic process
Cellular component (GO): cytoplasm
Molecular function (GO): tRNA methyltransferase activity; S-adenosylmethionine-dependent methyltransferase activity
Source: RefSeq, a predicted model, not a curated record